AUGCUCCCGCCCCUUUUCCAUAUCCUCCGUCCCCUUCCCAUAUCCUCCGUCCCCUUCCCAUAUCCUCCGUCCCCUUCCCAUAUGCUCCGUCCCCUUCCCAUAUGCUCCGUCCCCUUCCCCAAUCCUCCGUCCCCUUCCCAUAUGCUCCGUCCCCUUCCCAUAUGCUCUGUCCCCUUCCCAUAUGCUCUGUCCCCUUCCCAUAUGCUCCGUCCCCUUCCCAUAUGCUCCGUCCCCUUCCCAUAUGCUCCGUCCCCUUCCCCAAUCCUCCGUCCCCUUCCCAAAUCCUCCGUCCCCUUCCCAUAUGCUCCGUCCCCUUCCCAUAUGCUCCAUCCCCUUCCCAUAUGCUCCGUUCCCUUCCCAUAUGCUCCGUCCCCUUCCCAUAUUCUCCGUCCCCUUCCCAUAUGCUCCUUCCAGGAGGUGGUAACAGUGCCAUCCUCGUCCUUCCCAAUAGCAGCAGUGGUGGUGCCGGUCGUGGUGGUGGUGCUAGUGCUGCUGCUCACUGUCUUCCUCUGGCGGCGCUGGCGCUCUGAAAGGCUCGCACGCAUGCUGCGCAAGGAGAUUGGCAGUGAGUGGGGAGGGGAGGAGGGGGGCGGAGGGGGUUGCUCACGCGUAUUCUCCCUGGCGGAGCUGCGGCGGGCCACCAAGGAGUGGCAGGCGGAGAUCGGGCGGGGCGGGUAUGGCAGCGUGUACAAGGCGGUGCUCAAGGACAAGACGGUGGUGGCCGUGAAGCGGCUGGACGUGGUGUCGGACCAGGGCGACAGGGAGUUCAUUCGCGAGGUGGAGCUGCUCUCACGCGUGCACCACCGGCACCUGGUGAAUCUCCUGGGCUUCUGUGCGGAGAAGGAGGAGCGUGCGCUCGUGUACGAGUACAUGGGGCUGGGGUCGCUGUUCGACCACUUGCACGGCCCGCACGCCAAGGAAACUCCCCUGUCAUGGGACUCACGCAUCAAGAUCGCCAUCCACGUGGCGCUCGGCAUUGACUAUCUGCACUACGGUGCCGACCCGCCUCUCAUCCACCGCGACAUCAAGUCAGGCAACAUCCUGCUCUCAGAGGACGGUCUAGCCAAGGUAGCAGACCUUGGUCUGUGCAAGGAGGUGCCGGUGGACGUGACGCCAGAGGGCCAGCCUCCUCUCACCACCCCCCCCCCCCCUCUCUCCCUCCCCCCCCCCAGCGAUAUCAAAUCAGGCAACAUUCUCCUGUCCGAAGAUGGCUUAGCAAAGGUAGCAGACUUCGGGCUGUGCAAGGAGGUGCCGGUGGAUGUGACGCCGGAAGGCCAGCCGCAGCUGCUGCCGCCCACCACGGCGGUGCGGGGGUCGUUUGGGUACCUGGAUCCCGAGUAUGUGAGCACGUCGCUGCUCACCGACAAGAGCGACGUGUACAGCUAUGGCGUCGUGCUGCUGGAAUUACUCAGUGGCAAGUAUGCCAUUCACGAGAAGCAGCCUCUCGCAUACUGGGUGAGUGGGAACACAUGA
Closterium sp. NIES-65 is the source of this 1473-nucleotide messenger RNA. The record is from the annotation of a GenBank genome assembly. Lineage: Eukaryota; Viridiplantae; Streptophyta; Zygnematophyceae; Desmidiales; Closteriaceae.